UGUUAUUUUAUUAUCGUCUGCAGAGCUACUCGUCUAUCAAAAAAGUGAAUACGAGUAUGUUUCAGGAAGUCAAAGAUAUUCCCACUUUUAAGUGUGUGCUUGUUGGAGAUGGUGGAGCGGGUAAAACAACCUUUGUGAAGCGCCACAUAACUGGCGAAUUUGACAGAAAAUAUGUUGCAACACUUGGCGUGCAAGUGCACCCUCUGGUUUUUCACACCAAUCGAGGUCCCAUACGAUUCAAUGUCUGGGAUACAGCUGGCCAGGAGAAGUUCGGUGGUCUUCGGGAAGGGUACUACAUCCAGGGUCAAUGUGCGAUUAUCAUGUUCGACGUCACUUCGCGCGUUACAUACAAAAAUAUUACAGCUUGGCAGCGAGAUCUAAUGCGCAUUUGUGAUAAUAUACCGAUAGUGCUGUGCGGAAAUAAAGUGGACAUCAGUGAGCGCAAAAUUAAGGCAAGACAAAUAAUGCGAAUGAGCAACCAGAAACAUCUAAAAUAUUUCGACAUUUCCGCUAAAUCAAACUACAAUUACGAGAAACCAUUUCUUUGGCUGGGAUCCAAAUUGGUUGGAGAUCCCCAUUUGCAAUUUGUUACAAUGCCAGCCCUUCUGCCGCCUGAAACCCAAAUAGACGAUAAGUUGAGACUGCAAAUAGAGCGCGAUUUCAAGGAAGCACAGGAGAUUCCCUUACCCGAGGAAGAUGUCGAAAUGCAAUAGCUUUUCCGUUACAACAUGCCAGAAAUAUUUCAAAAACAACAGCAUAAAAUGACACAAAAGCUGCAAGUAAUAAAAAUACAACCUAUAUUGCAGACUAAAGUAA
Molecule: messenger RNA, 816 nt
Organism: Scaptodrosophila lebanonensis
Lineage: Eukaryota; Metazoa; Arthropoda; Insecta; Diptera; Drosophilidae
Product: GTP-binding nuclear protein Ran-like
Exons: 1
Coding region: 57-713 (218 amino acids)
Biological process (GO): ribosomal subunit export from nucleus; protein import into nucleus
Cellular component (GO): nucleus; cytoplasm
Molecular function (GO): GTPase activity; GTP binding
Source: RefSeq, a predicted model, not a curated record